UGGGAAGUGUGUUGGCAUCAGAGAGUAUAUAAGCAUCAAACAUUCACUGCUCAGGGCAUUCUCACCCUACGCUGACAGACACAUCACCAUGUGGUCUUCCCUGGCAGUGCUUCUUGUGAUCUUCGGACUCUGCUUUGCAGACAAGCCCCUUACUGAAGUUAAUGAGAAGUCUGAGAAAGAAACACCACCAGUAUGUGGGAGGCCGGCUGGACCAAUCCGGCGUGACCGACGCAUGGUGGGGGGGCUGCUUGCUCCCCAUGUCCCCUGGCAGGUCCUGGUGUCUCUAAAAGGGAAUCUAGUGAGGGGAGGGGGGGUCCUGAUCUCUGACCGCUGGGUGCUGACCACCGGAAGGAACCUAAUGGACAGCUUCAGUAACGCCACAGAGAUGCCACAUCUCCCACGGGUGUAUGUGGGCAUCACAAAGCUGAGCCAUGCCAACCACAGUGCCGAGGUGCCAGUUGAGCAGGUGAUUAUGCAUCCCCGUUUCCAGAAUAGCUCAGAGUGGGAAAACGAUCUGGCACUAAUUAAGCUUGGGGACAAAGUGUCCUUGGGUCAAAAUGUGAUGCCCAUCUGUCUGCCUGUCAAGGAGUACGUAGAGACAGGAAGAGAAGGCCACGUGGCGGGCUUUGGGAUGGGCGCAUUCUUGGAGUACUCUAAGCACCUCAAGUACCUGACGCUGGCUGUGGCUGACCAUACACAGUGCCAUGACUAUUUCAACUCCAGCGCCCACUUGCUCAGAAACGUGCCUGUUGUGAAUGAGAACAUGUUCUGCACCAAUGUCACCAGAUACAGUGAGAACACGUGCUGGGGAGAUGCAGGGGCAGCCUUUGCGGUGCAGGACCCCCAGGAUGGUGCAUGGUAUCUGGCUGGAAUCCUCUCCUUUGACAAGAGCUGCUCUGUAGAGACCUACAGCGUCUUCAUGAAGCUGUCCAGCUACCUGCCCUGGAUAUACCAUGUCCUGGGGAAUUACACAGAGGUGCAGAACGCAGCUGGGAGUAAACUUUACACUUGAAGUGGAUUAAAAUUCCACACUGCAUGUCAUUGAAAAAUAAUAUAAGAUUACUUCAAUUGUUUAAAAUUUUUAUUGCCUGUAAUUUAUAUACUUUUAUUUUUUG
Polyodon spathula (Mississippi paddlefish) is the source of this 1115-nucleotide messenger RNA. RefSeq names its product haptoglobin. Gene Ontology annotation, molecular function: serine-type endopeptidase activity. The coding region runs from base 89 to 1012 and encodes 307 amino acids. NCBI's taxonomy places the organism in Eukaryota, Metazoa, Chordata, Actinopteri, Acipenseriformes, Polyodontidae. Gene Ontology annotation, biological process: proteolysis. The transcript has 4 exons. The record is from RefSeq and is a predicted model, not a curated record.